ACGUGAUUUGGAAGACGCCUGGUGUUACUGGGUUAUCUCAGUUGGUGCUCUAUUGUCAUUUCUCGCUCUAGUUGCUGCCUGCAUUUGCAGCUGUCGACGAAAUGAGAAUAAGAAUGAAUUUUUGGGACUCAAUGGUAUGGUAACACUAAAUAGUUCCGAAACAAAUAGUUUCAACAGAAUUUUGACAUUGGAUGUAUCUGAAGUUAAACAGGAUGUCAACGAUGGCAAAAGAACUACAAGUGCCAAUAGAAGUCUUCCAGAUAUUCCAAAAGAUAAGAGCAGAGAACAUGAAGAUAUGGCAAAUUCUGUAUCUCAGGAUAUUUACGAGACUACUGAAACUAUAGGAGAUCAUUCAGAACUGUAUGCUACAGUUCAGGAUGCAGCUCAGGAACAGAUGUCUGAAAGAGAAAUACAGGAAAUUGUUUUGCAAGGGUGUUCUUUGCCACAAGACGCAUCUCAUUCAUAUGGAUUUGUAUCGCCAAUGUCUAAUAGUAUUGAACAUCCAUAUGCACAACUUCAAAAUGUUCAAACAACUGAAAUUAAUCAAGUAAAUAGAAGUAACGCUAAUCAAAUCACGAAUAUUGAAAAAUCAUCAAUAUCAAUGGAUCAGUCAAAUGAAAAUCCAGUUGCGCCACCGAGAACUCGACGAUCCUCUUCACACAAUUCACUUAUCAAUUCCGAGAUGCAUUACGACAUUCAGGCCGCUAAUGCUAUCUCUGGAGGUGUUCAAGCUAAUCAAGAUUUACCUUAUAUGACACCGCCUCUCUUAAUGCUAGUACCACAUUCAUCGCAUUCCCAACAUAAUAAUCCGCAUUUUAGUGGUGAUUCUCAAGAUUCAAAAGGAUAUACAAGUAUAAGUGUAAGGGAACCAUUAGCUAAUAUAAUUGCACAAACUAAAGCAGCCUAUAAACAAAAUCAAUCUGCUCGACCAAUUACUGAUUCUCAUUAUGCUACUGUUUCUGAUGAUUCUGAUGAAAUGUAUGCUGCAAUUGAUGAACAGGAUAAAGUAUAUACCAGUGGUAGCGAAACGUAUGCACAAAUCCAACCAAUGACGUUAGAAGUACAAAGACAAGUGCAAAUCGAACAAACAGUAUUUUGUCAGCCUCCACGUAUAGAAGAGACAUAUUUUGCACCUCAACCACCAAGUGUUGAUAGUUUACGUCAUGUCGCACAUGCCCAUUCUAGACAAGGUAAUCCAAUGUAAUAAUUAUAUAAAACAAUAGAAAACAUAAUUUAAUAAAUUCAGAAGGA
Molecule: messenger RNA, 1251 nt
Organism: Pogonomyrmex barbatus (red harvester ant)
Lineage: Eukaryota; Metazoa; Arthropoda; Insecta; Hymenoptera; Formicidae
Source: RefSeq, a predicted model, not a curated record